Molecule: messenger RNA, 1647 nt
Organism: Seriola dumerili (greater amberjack)
Lineage: Eukaryota; Metazoa; Chordata; Actinopteri; Carangiformes; Carangidae
Product: neuronal acetylcholine receptor subunit alpha-9-II-like
Exons: 6
Coding region: 1-1647 (548 amino acids)
Biological process (GO): regulation of membrane potential; chemical synaptic transmission; nervous system process
Cellular component (GO): neuron projection; postsynaptic membrane; synapse
Molecular function (GO): transmembrane signaling receptor activity; acetylcholine-gated monoatomic cation-selective channel activity
Source: RefSeq, a predicted model, not a curated record
AUGUUCAAGAUGAUCCCAAUAAUCUGUCUGGCGAUGCUGCUUCCUGAAGUGGUUCACUCAGCUCAGGGUCACUAUGCCCAGAAACUUCUGAAUGACCUGAUGGAGAAUUAUUCCAGCGCCCUGCGCCCUGUGGAGGACACAGACAGAGCCCUCAAUGUCACCUUACAGAUCACUCUCUCUCAGAUCAAGGACAUGGAUGAGAGGAACCAGGUGCUAAUCGCCUACCUUUGGAUUAGGCAGACGUGGUAUGAUGCUUACCUGAGGUGGAAUAAAGAGGACUAUGACGGCUUGGAUGUCAUCCACAUUCCCAGCAGCCUGGUGUGGAGGCCUGACCUCGUCCUCUAUAACAAAGCUGACGACGACUUUUCUGGGCCGAUGGACACCAACGUAAGACUGCGCUACAAUGGAGAGAUAACCUGGGAUGCUCCUGCCAUCACCAAGAGCUCUUGUGUGGUGGAUGUCUCCUACUUCCCCUUUGAUAGCCAGGAAUGCAAUUUAACGUUUGGUUCCUGGACCUACAAUGGUCACCAGGUAGACAUCAUUAUGGGCAGGGACAGCGGUGACCUCUCAGACUUUGUAGAAAAUGUGGAAUGGGAAUGCCACGGGAUGCCGGCCACCAAGAAUGUCAUCAUGUAUGGCUGUUGCUCUGAUCCAUAUCCAGACAUCACAUACACCGUGCUCCUGCAGCGCCGCUCCUCCUUCUACAUCUUCAACCUCCUCCUCCCCUGCUUUCUCAUCUCCUUCUUGGCUCCUCUGGGGUUCUACCUGCCUGCUGACUCUGGGGAGAAGGUUUCCCUCGGAGUGACCGUUCUUCUGGCUCUCACUGUGUUUCAACUAAUGGUGGCUGAGAGCAUGCCUCCAUCAGAGAGUGUCCCGCUUAUAGGGAAGUACUAUAUUGCCACUAUGACCAUGGUCACAGCCUCCACAGCUCUCACCAUCUUCAUCAUGAACAUCCACUUCUGUGGUGCAGAGGCCAAACCAGUCCCCCACUGGGCAAAAGUCCUCAUCAUUGACUACAUGUCCAAGAUUUUCUUUGUUUAUGAGGUAGGUGAGAACUGUGCCUCUGCCUCCUCCUCUUCCUCCUCUUCGUCUCCUCGCCCCCCUCAGGAUGAAAUCCGUCACCAGCACCUCAGUUCCCACAUUCAUGCGAAUGGAAAACCAGGGAGCCACGGUAGCCGAGAGGAGCGGCAGAAUCACAAAUACCCCAGGCCCCAGACCCCAAAACCGCAACAACAUCCCAGAGUGAAAGUCCAGCACCACAUCAUUAGAGAAGAGAGGAGCCAUCUCUCCAGCUUUGCACCUGGAAAGUAUGAAGGCUCUAAUGGUAAAAUCCACACAGGUGACUGCUGUAAAGAAGACCAGAAGGUCCCCUGCUGCCCCGAAGACAAAAAGCCUCUACCUCAAGGCCCCACUGUAACCUUUGGCCCGUGUGUGCUCUGUAGCCACGGCAGUGGCAUCCCUGGUGUGGACACCAAGCUGGUGCGCAAUGUUGAGUAUAUCGCCAACUGUUUCCGAGAGCAGAGGGCCACAUGCGCCAAGGGGGCAGAGUGGAAGAAGAUUGCUAAGGUGAUGGACAGAUUCUUCAUGUGGAUCUUCUUCAUCAUGGUUUUCCUCAUGAGCAUCCUCAUCAUUGGCAAGAAACCGUGA